AUGGCCGGGCGGCUCGGAGCCUCGGCGCUGGCCAUUGACACGGAGGAGCUACCGCUGGCGAUGCUUCGGGAGGCCUUCGAGGCGCAGCAGGCCGCCGGGCGCGUCCCCGCGGCCGCCGCGCUCGAGGCCCGCGUCGGCGACGCGCGAGAGGCGCCGCUGCAGGACGCCGACGUCAUCGUCGUCAGCGACCUGCUCUACAACGCCGAGCUGGCGAGGACCGUCGGCGAGCGGAUCGGUCAGGCCGCGCGGCGGGGCCAGCACGUUGUCGUGACCUGCGGCGGCCGGUCCGGCAGGGCGGCGUUUGUGGAGGCCUUCUCCGAAGCGGUGGGGUCCCCAGGCUUCUUCGAGGACACGCCGGUGCCCGCGUGGGCGCCGGAGCGCCGCGACCUCUUCGACGGGGGUGCCACGUCUGCUGUUGGUGUGUUGCGCUAUUAG
Messenger RNA from Prorocentrum cordatum, 435 nucleotides. The record is from the annotation of a GenBank genome assembly. NCBI's taxonomy places the organism in Eukaryota, Dinophyceae, Prorocentrales, Prorocentraceae.